Molecule: messenger RNA, 1367 nt
Organism: Seriola aureovittata
Lineage: Eukaryota; Metazoa; Chordata; Actinopteri; Carangiformes; Carangidae
Product: odorant receptor 131-2-like
Exons: 2
Coding region: 308-1153 (281 amino acids)
Biological process (GO): G protein-coupled receptor signaling pathway
Cellular component (GO): membrane
Molecular function (GO): G protein-coupled receptor activity
Source: RefSeq, a predicted model, not a curated record
GCGGAACUAUACGUCCGGUCACGAAAAGAGAAAAGACACACUAUGUGAUUGAAAGGCAGGAACAGCAGUUAGAUGAACCUAACAGUAAAUAACAGCAGGCUAACGUUAGGUGCUAGCUUACGUUGCACCUGUCUGUCUGCACAAUGCGUCUGUUUGUCUCUUACCUGCCACUUCCAGGUCUGUUCUGUGACUUUGUGUCUCACAAACCUGAAAUACAACUAGUCAUUACUUUUAACAAACACCGACGGUUUUGAUCAAACUGCAGCCCCGAAAAGAAAUCAGCGUCUCAGCGUGAACACGCGUCCAUAUGCGCGUGCAGCAGAAGAAACUGAUUUUAAGUUCGAGCCCUCGUUACAUUCUGUUCAUCCACCUGGUGAUAAAUGACAUGUCACAGCUGGCCCUGUCCACUCUUCUCCACGUCAUCAGCUACACCCUGUAUUCUAUCAGCGUACCUUUCUGCCUCAUCCUGCUGAUCAUCACCGUCCUCACCACCCUCAACACCCCACUAAACCUGGCUGGAAUGGCAGUCGAGUGCUACAUCGCCAUCUGCAUCCCCCUCCGUCACAGCCUGAUCUGCACUGUCAAAAAAACCUACAUCCUGAUUGGUUUGAUCUGGGCUGUCAGUGCACUCUCUAUCCUACCAGACCUCUUCAUCCUCCUGGCCACAGAGUCUCUGCACUUCUUUCACUCCAGAGUGUUUUGUGCGAGAGAUUACAUAUUCAGAAGCGCCUACAGUCAGAAGAAGAGGGAAGCGUCACACAUUGUUUGUCUUGUCUUGGUUUGGCUCAUACUCUUUUACACUUACUUUAGGAUUCUGUUUGCAGCCAAGGGAGCAACUGCAGACUUUAAAAAAGCCAGAAACACUAUUGUCCUCCAUGGUUUUCAGUUGCUGUUGUGCAUGCUUACUUAUGUGAGACCCAUGUUUGAACAAGGUCUACUCUACUUAUUGCCCAAACAACACUUGUCCAUACACUUUGCCUGUUACGUCAUUGUCCAGAUCCUGCCUAGGUUCGUCAGCCCCAUCGUUUACGGACUGCGAGACCAGUACUUCAGGAGAUAUGUGAGAAGGUACCUGCUUUGUAAAGUGAGCACAAGCAGCCACCCAGAAAAUGUCACCAAGCCGAACAUCACGUCUUCUAUGAGACAGCAGUGAUAGUUGCUCAGUGUCCAAACAUUUGCAGAGCAAACUGCAAAACUCUGCAAAAACAAUGUAACAUCAUAAUUUGUGUUUUAAAUUAUUGUGGUUUUGUCUUUAUUUUUUGUUUAUGUAGCAGCAGCAACAAUAGCAUUUAACAUAUAAAACCACUAUGACUGAUACAAAUACAUUCCAAUAAAAACUACAGCUCAAAAAUUUUCAGGUUUCAUCU